GGGAGUUUUGAGCUACACUCCUUGCAGGUUGUAUAGAUGGAGGUGCUUUUGAAAGAUCUUGUUUCAUCUUCAAAGCUUUUGAGUGAUUUUAAAGAGAUGUAUGACUAUGAAAAUCGCUUAAAAACUUUCACUAACUGGCCUUUUGUGGAGAACUGCAAGUGCACUCCAGAGAAUAUGGCAAAGGCAGGCUUUAUCCACUGUCCAAGUGCAAAUGAAACCGAUGUGGCAAAAUGUUUCUUUUGCUUGAUAGAACUAGAGGGCUGGGAACCAAAUGACGACCCAUGGGAGGAACACACCAAACGUCGCAGCUGUGGCUUUCUAUCUCUUACUAAGCAGUUUGAUGACCUGACAAUGGAGGAGUACUACAUGCUGGAGAUGACACGGCUAAGAACCUUCCUUUGCAAAACUGGCAGAAGCAUAAUAAACUCCUUUGAAGAAGAAGUCGCUGCAACUAGGAAGCGUCUUGUGGAUAACUUUGUCUCCAGUCAUCAAUAUACACCACAACCGCCGGUGCCUAUCCAAGCUGAUCCCACUUGCCCACCUUCUGAAAGUUCAUAGGACCAGUCCAAAGAAGUCCAGAAGUAAAGUCAGACUCUGACUUUUUUUUCUCUUUAUACGGUAAAAGUAUUUUUAUUCAUAUGCAAAUACUAAUAUUAAGCUGAACAGUUGUUUGAGGAAGUAUAGAGGAUUUUUUAAUAAACUCUCUCGAGCAGAAGUAGUAACUGUUUUACUUCUAUCUUUCACAAAAUGCUUUGUUGUGGCUAGGCAUGGACUCAUACUAGUCCCAAUUACCUGUGAAUAUAUGAACAAUAUAUAAGCAAAUACUUGUAUCUCGCUUUGAGUAGGCUGACUUUUUUUGAAUAAAGAUGAAUAAUGGUAAGCAC
Messenger RNA from Gallus gallus (chicken), 884 nucleotides. RefSeq names its product baculoviral IAP repeat-containing protein 5.1-like. Bases 37 to 558 code for a protein of 173 amino acids. NCBI's taxonomy places the organism in Eukaryota, Metazoa, Chordata, Aves, Galliformes, Phasianidae. The transcript is spliced from 4 exons. The record is from RefSeq and is a predicted model, not a curated record.